This is a messenger RNA of Morchella importuna, 582 nucleotides long. RefSeq lists its product as uncharacterized. Lineage: Eukaryota; Fungi; Ascomycota; Pezizomycetes; Pezizales; Morchellaceae. The transcript has 2 exons. The record is from RefSeq and is a predicted model, not a curated record. The coding region runs from base 1 to 582 and encodes 193 amino acids.
AUGAGUGGGGUACUUUUCGGUCUUCGAAUUUCACCUACUGAACUUUUGGCGAGAAGGGACAAGAAUACUCAGCUAUCCAAGGGGAAGAUGGGAAAGGAUAACAGGAUAUAUCGCCCGCAGAAGACUUCGGCCGGGGAAAAGAACAACCUCGCGAGCGUGGCGGAGACGGCUAGGCGUCAUUUGAAAGCUAGACGUGAGGAUAUUUCGGACAUAAAGAAUGGCAAAGAACCAAAGAGUGAUUUCUUGAACUGGCUGCGGAAAAAUGAGAAAUCAGGUCGGGUUACGAAACCCAGGAUGAGCAAGAGGGGCGCAAAAAUCUCAUAUGACCGGAAGAUGCGGAAUUCAACUGACAGUCUUAGCGGAAUGCCUAUUGAGGAUAUCGACAUGGUAAUGGCCUUCCGGGUUCUGGACGCUCAAGAGCACAAUCGGGCUAUCAAUCAGAUGGAUCAAUCAGGACUUGUUGAUAUGAUGGAGUCAUUUUCUUUCCCGGAAGAUGUGGCAGAUGAGGAUGAGAUGUGUUAUGAAAUUAAUAAUGAGGUUGCGCUUGGAUCCGAACUGCCGAUGGACAUUUCAGAUACCUAG